Molecule: messenger RNA, 1086 nt
Organism: Aspergillus uvarum CBS 121591
Lineage: Eukaryota; Fungi; Ascomycota; Eurotiomycetes; Eurotiales; Aspergillaceae
Exons: 3
Coding region: 57-1025 (322 amino acids)
Source: RefSeq, a predicted model, not a curated record
UAUCAAUACUCUCUUCAGCCGCGCUUGAGUAAUUUUUCGCACAGGGAAAGCAUGUUAUGACCUUAGGUGUGUCGGUCGCACUGCAUCAGCCCAUAACUACUGCUCCAACCGCAAACCUUUUAAACAGACUGGAUAAGUCAUGUAUUUUCCUUUCAGCAACCCAGACGGCUGGAGACAUGACCUACACGACAGGGAAAUUCUGCCUUUCCCUGCCUGAAGCCAUAUGGGUCAAAACGAUCAAAGUCAGGUUUGUAGGACGGUUAAAGAUGCUAAUAAAGCCCUAUAUAGACGACCGGAGGCCAAUCAGCCCAGAAUAUCGAAUACUGCAUCUCGAUCCCCAGCCCCACCAUCCCUUUCGGGUCCAUAUUCUCCGUGGACAUGAAGUUCCAGGCGCCAUGCAAGGACGUCAACCUCUCCGCCCUGACACUGGAAGUGGUCGAAAGCCACCACAUCCAAUUGAAUGCGACUGCCGCACAAGCAGCGCUGGAUAUCCUUCAAUAAGCGCUUCAAGAACCCAAUCGCUGUUCAAAGAAACACAGUCCCUCGUCGGGGAAAGUGGAUCCGUCAGUUGCACCGGCACGGAGUGGGCUGUGAGCUCGCGAAAGGCGCUGCCGCGGAGCGUGAGCUUGUGCUCGCAAAGUGUACGCACAAAGAUGAUUGCGAUUGACCACGCUCUUGAGGUUCGCGCCGAGUUUCGGGAUCGGAGGGGGCGUUUAUUCGACACAAUUGUAGCCAGUAUUCCGUUAUCCAUCUAUAUGACUCCUCGAGUUUUAGGGCCGGAUGGGAGCAUCUGCGACAAGGUCCUGGAGUACGGUACAUGUCCGUCGCCACCGUAUGAGAGGCACACGAGUCAAGUCAGACUUCUGGAUGCCAGUGAAGUAAUGGACGGUCCUGAGCAAUGCACAAUGUCAAUAGCAGGUAAGAGAUUAGAUGGUCAGGAGCUGCAUCGAUUUCAAUUCUUAGAGUUAGCAGCACCUUGCUACAAGCUAGCUACUGGCUGCGACCCGCCUGUCUACACUCUGUGAUAUGCACUGAGCAAGUUAUCAUUCAGAAUCAAGCUAUACAUGUCAUUUCCUCAGAAACUCA